GGUAACGGUAAAUUAUUUUGGUGAAAUAAUGCAGAACGCUUUUCCUUAAAUUCUUAUUUCAAAACAAAGCCGAACCAUCAAGGCGACCUUUACCGUUCCAGCUUGUCAAGCGACGAGAUGACGAAAGGAACGUCCAGUUUCGGAAAGAGGCAUAACAAGACACACACUUUAUGUGUAAGAUGUGGCAAAAGAGGGUUUCACAUCCAAAAGAAGACAUGCUCUUCAUGUGGCUACCCAGCAGCUAAAAUAAGAUCUUUUAAUUGGGGUGAAAAAGCCAAGCAUCGAAGAACUACUGGCACUGGCAGAAUGAGACACAUGAAACGAGUUCAACGCCGUGCUACAAAUGGAUUUCGUGUGGGUCAAGCUGUUAAAGCCAAAAAGAAGUCCCAAGCUAAAUAAAUAAUUCACUCGA
This is a messenger RNA of Hydra vulgaris (swiftwater hydra), 412 nucleotides long. NCBI's taxonomy places the organism in Eukaryota, Metazoa, Cnidaria, Hydrozoa, Anthoathecata, Hydridae. The record is from RefSeq and is a predicted model, not a curated record.